AUGGCCCAGGGCAUGCACUCUGGAUCAUCGACGCCUCCUAUAGCCUCUCGCCGCUCACCGCCCAGUAGGAGCGACUCGGAUCCGUCGAUUGCGCAGGCCCAGUCCUCUGUGGGUCGUGCCCCGGGUCACCGUUCUCGUAACGGCUGCUACACCUGCCGCCGGCGCAAAGUCAAGUGCGACGAGCGUACACCCGUGUGCAUCAAGUGCGAGUACAGCGACAGAAAGGCAGGUAUCGAUUGCGAAUGGCCGCCAGAUGACCCCCUCAUCCGACGCAAGAACCGGCCGCGCAAGAUGAAGCUCGGCCUUGCCGACGCCGAGGAGGAAGGCAUCAUUGGCGCGCAUGCAGCUGCUGUUGCAACCGCAGGUGCUUCUGUACGUCCCACGUUGGACGAGCGAGCAAGGCGAAAGAUGCGCGUGCCCUUGGACGCCCUCAAGGCUUUUGCCGCUACGUUGCCCCCGCUCAAGUCGAUCAAGGGCUAUGACAAGACUCUGGCCGAGAGCCUCAUGCCCAGCAAGCUACGGGCGAACAUGAUGAUGGACUCUGCUUUCCUCGCCCCUUACUUUCCUGGAGUCGACGAGCGACUCAUUUUCCGGCACUACAUUUCGCGCACCGUUCACCUGAGCAUUGCCUUUGACGAUUCCACGAGUACCUGGAACCCAUGGCUAAACCUCAUUGCCCCUCUAGCUUUCACACAUCUACCAGGAUCAUCCGCGGCCGCAGAUGCCCUGCGAACUGCGCUCCUCACUAUUGGCUCUGUACACCUGCACUACAUUGCCGACCCCAACGACCAUGCCGGUGCUGGCCGUAUCAUGAGCUUGGCUCGGCCAAAGGUUCUCCGCCUUGUGCGCGAUGCCCUGGAGGGACCGAAUGGAGAGGCAAAGGAAGUGGACAAGCUCGAGGUGGAGCUCAUCCUCGCUGCGCUCCUCGGGUGCAUCAUUGCUAGCUCACUCGCCUCUGACGACGGCUGGCACCCGCUCCUAUCGGCAGUCAUCUCGUUUGUGACACAGAUGGGUGGGACGCAGUCGCUCCUCCAAGACGCACCGCGAGACCACCUCUCGACCAGCCGUUUCGUAUUGGAGCAGCUCGCCAUUAGGGAUGUCUUUGGCUGUAUGACCACCGAGCUGGCCCCCACCAUCCUACGCGACGCCUUUACCCCCUGGUUCUUUGAGGCCGAGAGCUGGUCGAGGACCGACCAAGAGUGGGAGAGUGUGGAGCGCAUGUUUGGUAUAUCGCGUGGAAUGGUCGACCUUAUUGCGAGGGCUGGGCGGAGGAUGACAGAGGGCGAUGACUCGCAUCUGGAAACCCAGAGUGAUAUGCGUACCUCCAACACCGACAUGGAAAUAAACCCUGCUGCCCGCGCCGAGCUGGAAGAAGAGGCAGAGGGCCUCAUGGCCGAGCUCAAAGUCUGGGACGAGGCGUGCAACUUUACACCGUACCACCCACGCACACAGUAUGGCAACAUUGCGCACCGCCACGCCAUGACAAUUCGGCUCCUCCGAGAUGUGUUCAACGUCCCACCCACGGACAGGAGGGUGUACCGCGCCGCGCAGGCAAUCCUGGAGCUAGCCGUGGAGAUGGUGGCUAACGUGGCCGGUCGUUAUCGCUGCAUACCAGCUGCCCAAGGGCGACGAGGCCAGGGAAGUUGUUCUCGACUUGCUGGAGAACCCUGGGCCGCCCAACGAGUUGUUGUGGCGUACUGGGAGUUCCACGACGACGACAAGCACCCACCUGGUGCAUGGGAGAUAGCCAACGCCGGUCAGCGGCCGUUCUUCGAUUAG
Molecule: messenger RNA, 1779 nt
Organism: Apiotrichum porosum
Lineage: Eukaryota; Fungi; Basidiomycota; Tremellomycetes; Trichosporonales; Trichosporonaceae
Exons: 10
Coding region: 1-1779 (592 amino acids)
Biological process (GO): positive regulation of transcription by RNA polymerase II
Cellular component (GO): nucleus
Molecular function (GO): DNA-binding transcription factor activity, RNA polymerase II-specific; zinc ion binding; transcription cis-regulatory region binding
Source: RefSeq, a predicted model, not a curated record